This is a messenger RNA of [Candida] anglica, 1788 nucleotides long. NCBI's taxonomy places the organism in Eukaryota, Fungi, Ascomycota, Pichiomycetes, Serinales, Debaryomycetaceae. The record is from the annotation of a GenBank genome assembly.
AUGAGCUCUACUAAACGCCCCAAUGGAGAUAAAGAAGAACAACUAGAAAGCAAGAAACAAAGAUUGACGGAUGAAGGUCAAGCCUCUAAAAGUUUAGGAGAAAAACCAGGCGAUUUGGCUCAGUGGAAGAACUUAAUGUCGAUGUAUAUACCUACAGAUAAAGAUCAAUACAACGAGUCAUUUGAAACAAAUACUGGUGGAAUUUCAAUCAUAGAGAAGAAUGACCUUGAAUCGGUUAUAGUGACGGGAUCUGUUGACGGGGUGGUGACGUUUUGGAGUAGAAAGAAUGCUGCAUCCAAACCAUCCACUGAGGGAUCUUCUCUUUGUUAUGUCAAGCAAUUCACAGCACAUCCAAACAAACAAAUUGUACAGAUCAUUUUUUCAAAUGAUGCCAGGAUGGCAACGGUAGCCCAAGAUGACCACACUAUGAAGAUCUUUGAUCUCAAUACAUUGGACAUGAUCCAAGUGAUACGAUUGAAGUUCAAUCCUGGAGUGGCAUGUUGGGCGAAAACAGACGCUGGAGAAACAUUGGUGGUUAGUGAUGGGAAGGCAGUUCAUUUGGUUGGAGAAGACGACGAAGAUGAUGAUCUUGACGUACUGAAAGUGUCUAGUGAUACAAUCCAUCGGUUCUCGAUAGAAUCUAUGGCAUUCAACCGGAAAUACAACUGUGUAGUAUCCACAGAUGUAAGAGGAUUUAUAGAAUAUUGGGUACCACAAGCAGGUUUCCCUGUACCUAACACAGUGAAAUUCCAAUACAAGACAGAUACUGACUUAUUUGAAAUGACCAAGAAUAAAUGUCGUGCUCGGAAGUUUAUAUUCUCUGGGAAUAUGGAGAUGUUUGCAGCAGCAUGUACCGAUGGAACAGUCAGAGUUUGGGAUAUGGCUAGCGGGAAGAUCCAAUUAAGAGAACCUGGGAAAUGUGGUAAUCUGGUGACAUAUGACCCUUCUGAUAGUUUGUUGAUAUUCACUACCGAUGAUGGCAUGGCUAGGGUUGUUCCUAUUCUGUCACAGAGUGAGGUUGACCAGCCAUUAAUUAGAGAUGACCAGCUUCAUAUAGAUCAAAUCUGCUUAUUGGGCCGUACAGAUAUAACUUCAUUCAACAUUGAAAUGGUUUCAUCUGAGAACUCAGCAUUACAGAAAAAGCUAGAACGUGAUCCCUUGAUAGUCUGUACCGGGAAAGAUUCUAGAGUGUAUGUAUUUGGAGGCAAAAAGUUAGAUCCAGAGACUAAUAGAGAUCAUACUUUAGAAGAAACUACAGGGAAUUCCAUUAAUGCAACAGGUAAACUUACAGGAAUGAAGAAGACAGAUAAAUCAAUUGCUAGUGCAGUUACCCUUCACACAACAGUUGGUGAUAUUAAAAUCAAGCUCUUUACCAAUCAAACACCUAAAACUGCAGAAAAUUUCGUAUUACUCUCGAAAAGACAUUAUUAUGACAAUGUGAUAUUCCAUCGUGUUAUAAAGAAGUUUAUGAUUCAAACAGGGGAUCCCUUAGGGGAUGGAACUGGGGGAGAAAGUUGUUGGGGUGGUCAUUUUAAGGAUGAAUUCAGUCCUCUGCUUUCACAUAGCAAACCAUUUAUGGUGAGUAUGGCGAAUGCGGGACCAGGAACUAACGGAUCUCAAUUCUUCAUUACUACAGAGGCUUCCCCAUGGUUAGAUGGGAAGCAUACAGUAUUUGGCGAAGUCAUAGAUGGACAGGAUACGGUGAAGGCGAUAGAAGCGGUGGAUACAAACAAGGACGACAAACCAUACGAUCCGAUCACAAUUUUAUCAACUACAGUACAUAUAUAA